AUGAUCACCUCUACUGGAAAGAGGUCCGCAAGGGAUCAGGUAGUUUGGACCCCCCCUCCGACCGAUUAUUCUAAGCUUAAUUUUGAUGGGUCAAAGUUGGCCAGUGGGCAGGCCGCGUUUGGGUUUGUUAUUCGUGAUUCUGAAGGGUUAAUCCAAUUAUGUGGUGCUGGGUCUUUGGAUGUUGAUGCAUCUAUUUUAGAGGCAGAGGCUAUGGGUCUCCGGGAAGGUAUUAGAGGGGCUAGAUCUCUCGGAAUUACUAAGAUAAUGGUGGAAGGGGAUAAUUUGGCUGUCGUUAAUGCUAUCAAGCAGGUUUGGAAGAUCCCUUGGACAAUUCAUUCAAUUAUAGUUGAUACAGCAAAAGAUUUGGCCCAAUUUGAAGAUUUUCAAGUGAGUCACGUUUUUAGAGAAGCUAAUGCGGCAGCUGACUGGAUGGCUCAUCGUGGUCAUUCGACGGUUUCAACUACUUACUGGUUUGAUGUUUCUGUUUUAUCUUUCUCUAUAAUCAUCCGCAAGGAUGCUUUAGGGUGGCCCAAAUCGUGGGAUCCUCCCUAG
This is a messenger RNA of Beta vulgaris subsp. vulgaris (sugar beet), 552 nucleotides long. RefSeq lists its product as uncharacterized. Bases 1 to 552 code for a protein of 183 amino acids. Lineage: Eukaryota; Viridiplantae; Streptophyta; Magnoliopsida; Caryophyllales; Amaranthaceae. The transcript has a single exon. Gene Ontology annotation, molecular function: RNA-DNA hybrid ribonuclease activity; nucleic acid binding. The record is from RefSeq and is a predicted model, not a curated record.